Messenger RNA from Geodia barretti, 522 nucleotides. NCBI's taxonomy places the organism in Eukaryota, Metazoa, Porifera, Demospongiae, Tetractinellida, Geodiidae. The record is from the annotation of a GenBank genome assembly.
AUGGCUUCAACAGACAGUAAGAUCCGUAUCGGUAUCUAUGGAUGCGGGUCUUGGGCGAAUCGAACCCACAUCCCGAACCUACUGAAACUCGAUGGCGUCGAAAUCGUCGCCAUCUGUGAUAGCAACCUACAGUCGCUCAAAUCAACCGCCGAAGCGUUUAAUAUUUCCAAAACCUACGCCGACGGGCACCAGAUGGUGGAUAACGAAAAUAUGGACGCGCUUUACUCCGUCGUCCCGGCUUAUGCGCGGACUGAUGUCGAAGCAACCGCCGCCGCAAAAGGGAUUCAUAUUUUCAGCGAGAAGCCGCAGGCACUGACGAUGGAGGUCGCCCAUAAGAUUGACGAUGCGAUUCGGGGUGCCGGCGUAAUCAGCACUGUCUGUUUCCGGGAACGGUAUCGCCCAAUUUUUCAGGAGGCGCGUAGACGUCUGGAAGGGACAGAAAAUUGUCCAUGUCCGAUUCCAGAGCGUCAGCGGGUUGCCCGAACCUCUAUCUGGAUCGCUAAAGGAUUCUUGGUGGUCUGA